This is a messenger RNA of Schistosoma curassoni, 3143 nucleotides long. The record is from the annotation of a GenBank genome assembly. Lineage: Eukaryota; Metazoa; Platyhelminthes; Trematoda; Strigeidida; Schistosomatidae.
AUUCAAUAUUGACGAUACACAAGGUCAUGACCUCAAGUUGUUGAGCCCUUACGCUUCUCUGGCUCCCUAGUACGUAACGCACCUUCUGGCUAGACGAAAACCGCUACACGUUACAGACUGUUUAAAGUCUCUUGCAUCUACAGGUAGUUCUGCUAACUAUGUUUAGAUGAAAACACAAUUGUCACAAAAGCUUUUAACUCCCAUUUUUCGUGGGUUUUUCCAAGUUUCGGUAACGUUUUUUAAUUAAACGCAACAACACACUUCGCUAUUAUAUAAGGAUACCAGUAGAGUUAUAACGAUGAUCAACCAGUCAGAUGUAAAUGAAACACCCGAAAGAUAAAUUCUAUGGCUAAAUGAUUGACAUUUUCCGCGUGAUGUAGACUGGCAAUAUUAAUUAUUUUUUCCAUUAAAUCAAAACGUAUACUAGUAAGGCUACCAAAACAGAUAUUAUUCACCAAGUAUCUGUACCUUGUUUCACAUACCAGAUUAUUGAAGGUGUUCUUCAAACCUAUUGAGUGUUUCGACUGCUUCGGUAAUGUACUGAGUAACACUUCUAGAGUCCUCGCACUGAUAUCAACUUUAGCUUCUGUACUACAAAGAACAUCGUCUCACCACAACCGUCAAGCGUAUGUAGCGUAGGUGUAAGGGGUAAACCGGACCAUAAUAACUAGUUAAAUGAAGCAGUACGAAAGGCAACUGUAGUGUUCUUUAUUUGGCGUAAAUGGGUCAGUCUUUAUGUGCUCCUGUUCUAUCCAAGGAAACGAAGAGCUGGCAGAAUGAAAAUUAUAGUGUUGCAGUAUCCAGCAUGCAAGGAUGGCGUGUACAUAUGGAAGACGCUCAUAUGUGUUUACUAGAGCUUCCUGGUGAUCCAAAGGCUGCCUAUUUCUCAGUUUUUGAUGGACAUGGAGGUACAAGAGUGGCAAAUCAUGCAAGUCGUCAUCUUCACGAGAAAAUUCUUGAACAAAUUGAAUAUAGUCGGAACGACAUAAAAGAGGCUAUUCGUCAUGCCUUUCUUUCUAUGGAUGCUGAGAUGCAAUCUGAAAUGACCACAUAUUCUGUUAAAUCAUCGGCACCGAAAUUAGACAGCUCAGUUAAUUUAACAGCUCCUGGUUCAGUUGUAGCAGUGAAAGAUAGUACUGUUGAAACCCACAAUGACAGUACAACAAGCUUCUCUUUGAAAAUUCCAAAUCCAGGUGAUGAAUUGGCUGGAUCCACUGGAAUAAUAGUCCUACUGAAAGAUCAAAUGCUUUACUGUGGAAAUGCUGGAGACAGCCGUGCAGUAUGUAGCAGACGUGGUGUCGCAGAACCUUUGUCUACAGAUCACAAACCAACUCUACGUGCUGAGAAAGAACGUAUUUCUGCUGCUGGUGGUUGGGUCGAUGCAAAACGUGUGAAUGGGAACCUUGCACUAUCACGAGCUUUCGGGGAUUUUGUCUUCAAGCGUAAUCCACACCAGUCUGCCGAAAACCAAAUUGUAACUGCGAAUCCGGACGUUUUUGUUCGACGACUUUCAGUCGAAGAUGAUGAAUUUAUUGUACUGUGUUGCGAUGGUAUAUGGGAUGUAAUGACAAAUCAGGAAGUUGUAAGCUUUAUUCGUCUGCGACUCAGUUAUGGUAUGCUUCCAUCUAAAGUAUGUGAAGAACUUAUGAUGCGAUGUCUAGCACCUGACUGUCAUACAAAUGGUUUGGGCUGCGAUAACAUGACUGUCGUUUUGGUCUGUCUCUUACAAGGACGCCCGUUCUCGGAUUUGCAACGCAAGUGUUCUCGAUCGUGUCCAGCCGGUCCAGCAGCCGAUAUUUUAGGUGCAUGAGGCUGUGGGAAUUUAUCGCCGUGAAUUUCCUUUGUAGUCCUAGCUGAGAGCUUCGCCUUGCCACUUAUUUUGAUCUAAUAUUUACAAUAAUUUUUUUACCUCCUAUGUAGUCUUGCAUUUUGUUUCUAAGAACUGUAACCUCACUGCAUGUAAUUACUUUAAAAAUUCGGUUAAUUCUUGAAUGAUAUUAAAAGUUGUGAGGAUUUACCAUGCUUGUUGGUAGAUAGAUGUGUUAUAUAACUUAUCAAAUUGAAUGGAAGUUUGCUUAUCUAUCAUAUAAAGAGUUCAUCAAUUUGUGUGUGGGCUGUGAUACUGCCCGGGUGCCCAAACCGAAGCAGGUGGUUAUCUUAGGGGGCCACUCCCCGAGCCUUUGACCUAAAGGUCUAACCCACAAGGCAGUGGAGCAUCGUAAGGAGAUGCAGUCCCAUGGUAGCCGGUGACCAACGAUUGGUUCAUACGCCAUUUGUUCCCGCAGGAUACUGGAGCCCAUGUGCACCAUUGAUUUGGAAUCCGGUUAAAGCGCCGGACAUUCGCUUUUCGUCCUCUCAUUUUCGUAAACAACACCCCCGCCACGAGAAGGCAGUGAGUAGGACUUCCCUGGCAGAGGCUGUAUACGCGUGGCCGUGUGAGAGUAUUUCGAGAGGGAGAGCGGACUCUCCCCACUCUCGGCCGUACCAGAGACGUUAGACGACUCUCUGUGUUCGAUCAUCGCUGUCUCCGAAGGAUUGCUGACAUUCAGUGGCAACACCAUGUCAGUAAUGCAGAGGUUCGGCAUCGUGUGUUCGGGCACAGAGAUGAUAAUCCAAUUGGUGUCACCAUCUUGAAACACCGACUUCGGUGGCUUGGACAUGUUCUACGAAUGUCGUCUCAGAGAAUUCCACGCCGUGCAUUAUUUGCCGACUCUGGGACUGGUUGGAAGAAGCGGAGAGGUGGUCAGUGCAUGACAUGGUGUCGUGGUGUGAAAGAAAGCUGCAAAGGACUGGCUUGUGUUGGUCCUUCACGACUCCCUGGUUGGGGUCUGAGAGAUGGUGCUACACAGUGGCUAGAGACGUUAUCAGAUAUGGCUCAAAAUAGAAGCCAGUGGCGAUCCUGCUGUAACCUUCUUUUACUUUCUUCAUAAAAAGUGAUUGUGUCUCAUUUACCUGAAAGAUUUCUUCUGAUUGUACCUUUUCGUUCCGUCGUUACUACCACACUACCUUACUUCAAUCUCUUCGUCAUUGUUCUCUUUUUCUUUUGCGCUCCUUAGUUUUUUUUUCUACUUCUCUUGAAUUCUCAUUGUUUUGUGUGGCGCAUAUAUAUUGGCGCUCUCUUGUACCAAUAUUCAUGUGUUCAA